GGUCACUGGUGUCUCUCAGAAGCGGGCGCGCGCUUUGUCUUGUCUGCCGGGGCCGGCCGGUGCCAGCCUUUCGGUCGGGGGGUUUGGCGCCCCGCAAUGCGGGCGAAGCCUUCGGAUGAGGGUGUUCGGUGGAUGAUGGCCAGCACCAGGGCCCCGGCGCCCGGCACCAGAGGAAACCUUCGGGGGUUUUUUCACCGAGUGAGACUUUGACGAAAAGGCCGCCACUUCAGUGAUGGUUUUAACCUGCCCUCAGUCUAUAGGAGCCGGGCGCUAGGCGCCUUGGCGCAUACGGCUAGCUCUGGUUGGGGUGAACGGGCAAAGUAGCUUACGCGGGCGCAUCCUUAUGCGGACGCGGCGCACCUUGGCCCUGCCGUGCCCGCGGCGGAGACCGCGGAUCAGAAUACCGGGAAAGAAAUCAGCGAGCUGGUGGCUGCGUCUGCAGCGCCGGGCCACGAGGUGGACGACUGGCGCCGUGCAGUUUGCGCUUUUCCUGCUUCCGCUACUCCUGCCAUUCCUUUCGUUGCGUUGCUUCUGACUGCGUGGCUAAUGGCCGCGACCAAGGCCCUCGCCGCCCGCGGCCUCCCGGGGCGCGUGCAGCGGUUCGCCGCCGCCUUCCCCACAAUUCCCAACCUGCCCACUGGACCACUGCAGAGGCGACGCGCUGCAAACCACGACAGACGUGCCGCGAC
Amoebophrya sp. A120 is the source of this 689-nucleotide messenger RNA. Lineage: Eukaryota; Dinophyceae; Syndiniales; Amoebophryaceae. The record is from the annotation of a GenBank genome assembly.